AUGGAGCGCCAGAAUCUAACAAGCAUCUCUGAUUUCCACCUCCUGUGCUUUUCUAAGGAUCCAGAAGUUCAGCCCUUCCUCUUUGGGCUGUUUUUGUCUAUGUACCUGGUCGCUGUCGCUGGGAAUCUGCUCAUCAUCCUGGUCAUCUGCUCUGACCCUCGCCUCCACACUCCGAUGUACUUCUUCCUCUCCAAUCUGUCCAUGGCUGAUAUCUGCUCCGUCUCCACCACAGUCCCAAAGAUGCUGGUGAAUAUUCAGACACGGAGCAGAUCCAUCACCUCUGUGGGCUGCCUGAUGCAGGUGUUCUUUUUUUAUCUCUUUGCCUGUCUGGACAGUAUGUUCCUCACUGUGAUGGCUUAUGACAGGUUUGUAGCCAUCUGCCGGCCCUUGCACUACACAGUGGUCAUGAACUCCCGCUUCUGUGGCUUGCUGGCUGUCAUCUCUUUUGUCAUGAGCCUUUUGGACUCCCAGUUGCACAUUUCAAUAGUGUCACAACUGAACUUCUGCACAGAUGUGGAAAUCCCUAGUUUUUUCUGUGACCCUCCACAGCUCCUUAGUCUUUCCUGUUCUGACACCUCCACCAUUACUAUAGUAAUGUAUUGUGUCAGUGCCAUCUAUGGUGGUAUUCCAGUCUUGGGAAUCCUUUUCUCCUACACUCGAAUUAUAUCUUCUGUUCUGAGGGUCUCCUCCUUACGUGGGAGGUAUAAAGCCUUUUCAACCUGUGGCUCUCACUUGUCAGUUGUUUGCUUAUUUUAUGGAACAGGUAUCGGUGUGUACCUCAGUUCAGUUGUAGCUUCUUCCAGGAAAGGUGUAAGUGCUGUUGCCUCGGUUAUGUACACCGUGGUCACCCCUAUGUUGAACCCCUUCAUCUACAGCCUAAGAAACAAAGACAUUAAGAGGGCACUGCAUAAGCUUCUCAGCAAGAUCGUACCAUCUCCGACACACAUA
Messenger RNA from Elephantulus edwardii (Cape elephant shrew), 948 nucleotides. RefSeq names its product olfactory receptor 18-like. The annotation marks the transcript as partial. Gene Ontology annotation, molecular function: olfactory receptor activity; G protein-coupled receptor activity. The record is from RefSeq and is a predicted model, not a curated record. Lineage: Eukaryota; Metazoa; Chordata; Mammalia; Macroscelidea; Macroscelididae. Gene Ontology annotation, biological process: G protein-coupled receptor signaling pathway. The transcript has 2 exons. Gene Ontology annotation, cellular component: membrane.